CCUUGAAAUAAUAUAUAUAGUUGCAUUUGUUGAACUAAAAAACAUUUCUCAAAUGCAAACUUAAACCACAGCACCCAUCACCACUACACCUUCCACACCAAACAUCAUCUAUCUAUCCAUCCAUCCAUCCAUCCAUCUAUCCAUCUCCCAUUCUUCAAUUCAUUCAAUUCCCCAUACAAUAAUGGCCAAGGAUGAUGACCAAGACUUCAGCUUCCCAGCCACCGUGGAAACUCCACCGCCGCCGCGUUUUCUUGAACCGCCGCCGAUUUGGUGGCGGACCUCGGCGGCCUCCCACCGUGAGAGCCCGAAGAAAGAAGAAGAUGAUGAUGUAGAUCUAGAUAGCUUCUGCUACUUCUCUUCAUUGUCAAAGGAGGCCACUAUUCAUGCCCAAAGAAGGAGCUUUUCUUGCAUAGAAGGAAGAACAAAGAGGAGAGAUGAAGAAGAAGAAGAAGAUGAUGAUGAUGGGGAAGAAGAAGAAGAGGAGAAGAUGGAUAUGUUAUGGGAGGAUUUCAAUGAAGAGUACAAGAGAAGUAGAGAAUUGAAAUUUGUGCAGUCAUUGAAGCUCACCAAAGCUGUGAAGAGGCCAAGAAUGGUGGUUGUCAUGAAGGUGUUGAAGAAGGUUUUCUUGCUUCAUCAUUCUCACCAUUCAAUAUUCAAGAAACAUCCAUAAUCUUGUUGUGUUAAUUAUUAGUUUGUCUUCUUUUGAUUCUAAUGCACAUAAUUUUUGUUUUUUUA
Ipomoea nil (Japanese morning glory) is the source of this 735-nucleotide messenger RNA. RefSeq lists its product as uncharacterized. NCBI's taxonomy places the organism in Eukaryota, Viridiplantae, Streptophyta, Magnoliopsida, Solanales, Convolvulaceae. The coding region runs from base 182 to 670 and encodes 162 amino acids. The transcript has 2 exons. The record is from RefSeq and is a predicted model, not a curated record.